CAUUCGCUCCAGCUCCUCCACCGAGCGAGUCCGGGUCUUAACACCCGGGCGCUGUCAUCGGCCAGCUCCCGCGUCCAGGCUCGCCUGAGCGCCAGUCCCACCAUGCAGCAAGGCCAGGGCUGGGUGCUGCUGGCAGCUCUUCUCCUCGCUGGGCUGGGUCACUCCACAUCCGAGGCCUUCAAGGUGAACAAGCGCCCCGUGCGGACUCGAACCUGCGCCGACCGGCCGGAGGAGCUGCUGGAACAGCUGUAUGGGAGGCUCACCGCGGGCAUGCUCAGCGCCUUCCACCACACCUUGCAGCUGGAACCGCUGGAGAAAGACCAUAACGUGAGCUGUCCGGCAGGGGGCAGAGCAGCCAGUGAGAAAAAGUACCGCCUCCCUAUCAACCUGCACAGCGUCUCCCCCUGGUCUUACAGAAUUUCCUACGAUCCCACAAGGUAUCCCAAAUACAUUCCUGAAGCGUACUGUCUGUGCAAGGGCUGUCUCACUGGAAUUUACGGCGAGGAGAAUUUCCAUUUCCGCAGCACCCCAGUGUACAUGCCAAUUGUCAUCUUGCGCCGCACUUCAGCUUGUGCUGGGGGUCACUACGUGUACACAGAGGAUUACGUCACUAUCCCUGUGGGGUGCACUUGUGUACCGGAGCAGGAAAAAGAGGCAGACAGUGUCAAUUCCAGCAUAGAUAAGCAAGAAAUGAAGUUGUUGGUAAACCAGAACGACAAGCCAGCAUCUGAAUGAGAAGCAUUCAAGGAACCCUGUGUACAACAUUGGCUUCAAGUUAAUAUUUCACUGAUUCAGGAGAUUAUAUAGCAAUAGGGGGGAAAUAAUUUUGUCUUUCUAACUACAACUGCUGCACUUAUAAGGGGGAGGCUGUGUUCAGUAGAUCGUUACUCAGCCAUGGCAGACAAGACACAUCAAGUAAGAAGGAUCUUUUCAAAGUUCAGCUUCUUUAUGUUUGUAUUGUUUAGAGUUAAACACAAUUUUAUUCUAUCCUUGCUUAUUUUGGAUGAAUUUUUAGUAGGGGCUAUAACCAUGUAACAUGCCAGCUACUUUCAUAACCAACUACUGGUUGCAAAUACUUUACAAUAAUUUUAUAUUCUGCCUUUUGGUAAUUCUAUGUAAAAGUCAUUUAACUACAGCAAAUAUCCCAUGUUAGCAGUAGAAAGGAAGUCAGUAAUUCUGAUUGCUGGGGUCCUCCUGUUACAUUGCAGACUGUAAAACUCCAAGUGAUGUUCUUGGCUGCUACAACCAUAGCUAUUUAGAGUCUACAAAAUGGGAAACCUUUGCCACCCAGUAUUUUUCAACUGUGUUGAAUUGCUAAAGUAAUUCAUAUAAUACUUGAUAAAAGGAGAUUCUCUUAUGAACACAAAAAUGGCCAUACUGGGUCAGACCAAAGGUCCAUCUAGACCAGGAUCUUGUCUUCUGACAGUGGCCAAUGCCUGGUGCCCCAGAGGGAAUGAACAGAUAAUCAUCAAGUGGUCCAUCCUGUCGCUCAUUCCCAGCUUCUGGCAAACAGAGGCUAAGGGCGCCAUUGAUGGCGCUGUCCUCCAUGAACGUAUUUAAUUCUUUUUUGAACCCUGUUUUAAUAAACUGAGUUAAUAGACUCUCUUUAUUAUUGCUAAAUUCUCCAUGCUGCUAUGAGUACAAAACCUACUGAUAAAACAUUGACUAGAACGUUACAAAACUGUAGUAUUAAUUUUUCUGAUAUGGUUUAAAUCUUUUUAGUAAUAAAAAGACACAAAGAGACGGACUCUGGGACACAAGUAUUCUACAUUAUACCCUAUUCCUUGUCAGCCUCUUAAUUGUUAGUCAUGACAGCUGUAUCUUGUAACAUUGCAAGCCUUCUCAUGUUGACAAUAAAUCCCACUGAGGGAAAGUCAAAAGUAAAGAGAACUAAUGAAAUUCAGGUAUUUGUACAAUGUGUGAUAUUGUCUUUCCUGUGCAUUAUCAAUGACUGGCUAACAACCCACGAAAAAUUUAUGAUUAUGUAGUUAGGGGAACAAUUUGUAUAGUGGGGUUGCUGAGAACCAUUAAACCAAACUGUAAACCCUUUAGAUGAUGGACACCACUUCAAGCCAGGGCGUGUGACAGCACCCCCCAGCGUCUCUAGUUCUGGCACCUGUGUAUGUAGUAGCAUUUGGUCUUAUAUCCCCAGCAGGCUACAGUCACUGGAGGGCAGUAAGAUCUCAUAGUUUUGCAGAGGUCUGAUGCUUUAGUUGGUGGUAUCCAUAUGUUGCUAAGACAUCCUAGCUGUUUGAAAGACUGUAUGUCUCCCACUCAAGGGGCCAUGCCUCAGGCUGACUCAGCCAAAUGAAUUCUGUAGCACAGACACACACUGUGUGACCACAGCCACCCAAGGAAGCUGCACUCACCAGUGACAAUGGCACUCUCAGCAGGGAGAGUAAGACAGAGCGUUUUCAGGAGGAGGCUCCUGGCUGUGCAUCUCCAUUACAGAAGAACUGAGGAUGAAUGUACUUGGUAAUAUGUUUGCUGCAUCAACAACCUCAAAAUUAUACUUGGUGCAUGCAGGUGUUCUUUAUAGUAGACAGAGUUUCCAGUGCCUCCAAGAAAGCAAGACACUAUCCAGACCAACAUUCCUUUUCUUGUAUCCCCACAGUACAUGGGGUAGUAGUAGGGCAUAGGAAAGAGCAUGGGCAAAGCAG
Molecule: messenger RNA, 2660 nt
Organism: Gopherus flavomarginatus (Mexican gopher tortoise)
Lineage: Eukaryota; Metazoa; Chordata; Testudines; Testudinidae
Gene: IL17D
Product: interleukin 17D
Exons: 3
Coding region: 103-735 (210 amino acids)
Biological process (GO): inflammatory response
Cellular component (GO): extracellular region
Molecular function (GO): cytokine activity
Source: RefSeq, a predicted model, not a curated record